Molecule: messenger RNA, 2584 nt
Organism: Macadamia integrifolia
Lineage: Eukaryota; Viridiplantae; Streptophyta; Magnoliopsida; Proteales; Proteaceae
Product: putative clathrin assembly protein At2g25430
Exons: 1
Coding region: 385-2361 (658 amino acids)
Biological process (GO): vesicle budding from membrane; clathrin-dependent endocytosis; clathrin coat assembly
Cellular component (GO): clathrin-coated vesicle; clathrin-coated pit
Molecular function (GO): SNARE binding; clathrin heavy chain binding; phosphatidylinositol-4,5-bisphosphate binding
Source: RefSeq, a predicted model, not a curated record
AAAAAAUCUAUUAUCUAAUCAUACGGUUGAGAUCGAAGCAACACAUCUUCGAUUAAAAGUUUCUAUUUUAAAGUCCAUUUCUGUAAUUCCCCUUUCCUUGCUCUGCUACAUUUCCCCUUCUCUCUCUCUCUCUCUCUCCUUCCUCCCCGAUCGGAGAGGAAGCCGGAAAAGCAUUAGCAGAGCCGCUGUUAUAGUGAUUGGGUAGGUAUCUGUCAACUCUUAUACGAUUCUUUCGCAGCUGUCGUGGAGUUUGAUCAAAUUCAGCUCUGCUUCGUUCCAGUUGAGGUUGGUCUUUGUCUUUCUCUAUCUCAGUCAACCACAUAUCGGAGUAGAGGAGGUUAGUGAGAGGAACCGGAGUCGUCGGCGGUGUUAUAGUUGGUGGUGAUGGCGCCGAGCACGAUCAGGUGGGCGAUCGGAGCAGUUAAGGAUCAGACAAGUAUUGGAAUAGCGAAAGUUGCUAGUAGUACGGCACCGGAAUUGGAGGUUGCAAUUGUGAAGGCCACAAGCCACGAUGAUGAUCCGGCUGAUGAGAAGUAUAUCAUGGAGAUCUUGAAACUUACUUCCUAUUCGUCAGGUUAUGUGAACGCAUGUGUUUCUAUGGUGUCGAAACGACUCGGUAAGACUCGGGAUUGGAUCGUGGCACUCAAGGCACUGAUUCUUGUUCAUCGGUUGUUAGCCGAUGGAGAUCCUGUGUUUCAGCGGGAGAUACUUUACGCUACCAGGCGAGGGACUCGUCUUCUUAAUAUGUCUGAUUUUCGCGAUGAGGCUCAUUCUCAUUCAUGGGAUUUCUCUGCUUUUGUUCGGACUUAUUCUCUGUAUCUCGAUCAGCGUCUCGAGUGUAUAAUGUAUGAGCGGAAACAGAGAGGAAGCGGUGGAGAAGAUGAUCGGAUUGGGCAACGAGAGGAUCGAUUUAGGUCUCCAACGUCACGGUAUGAUUAUGAUUACGGAGAGUUCAGAGAUGAACCGAGCUAUGGUCGUGGUGGUGGUAGUGGUAGUGGUAGCGGUAGUGGUGGUGGUGGCUAUGGGAUGCGUCGGUCGAGGUCUGACGGUGAUGUGAACGAAUCGAGACGGGAGGAAAAGAGGCCACAAACUCCACUCAGGGACAUGAAGCCCGAGAGGGUUUUGGGUAAGAUGAUUCAGCUGCAACGACUUUUUGAUCGGUUCUUGGCUUGUCGUCCUACGGGCUUGGCUAAGAACAAUAGGAUGGUGCUUAUUGCUCUAUACCCCAUUGUAAAGGAGAGUUUCCAGGUCUAUGUAGAGAUCUGUGAGAUAUUGGCUGUGUUGCUUGAUAAGUUCUUUGAUAUGGAAUACCCUGAUUGUGUGAAAUCAUUUGAGGCCUAUGCCAGUGCCGCGAAGCAGAUUGAUGAGCUUUUAGAUUUCUAUGGGUGGUGCAAGGACACAGGGGUUGGUAGGUCGUCGGAGUUCCCAGAGGUGCAGAAGAUUACAGACAAGCUUUUGGAGACAUUGGAGGAAUUUAUGAGGGACAGGGCAAGGAGGCCCAAGAGCCCGGAAAGGGUCCGGGAGGAGACACCGCCAAGUGCUCAAGAGGAGGCCGCACCGAGUAUGAAUGAAAUAUUAGCACUCCCUCCACCAGAGAAUUACACUCCACCACCACCGCCGCCACCACCUGAGCCUGAGCCGGAACCACAAGCACCACAACCGGCACCGGUCACACAAGAUUUGGUGGACCUAAGGGAUGACGGUGUGUCUCCCGAAGAUCAGAGCAACAGAUUGGCUCUGGCUCUGUUUUCUGGACCGGUUAAUGGCAAUACAAAUGGGUCUUGGGAAGCAUUCCCAUCAAAUGGGGAUGAAGUGACCUCUGCGUGGCAGACACCGGCGGCUGAACCUGGAAAGGCGGAUUGGGAAUUGGCUUUGGUGGAGACGGCAAGCAACCUAUCAAAACAGAAAGCCACAUUGGGAGGUGGGUUCGAUCGUUUGCUAUUAAACGGCAUGUAUGAUCAAGGGGCAGUGAGGCAGCAUGUGAGCGUUGCCCAAUUGACCGGUGGGAGUGCGAGCAGUGUUGCAUUGCCUGGGCCUGGGAAGAGUGCAACACCGGUAUUGGCACUUCCAGCUCCAGACGGGACAGUCCAAACAGUGGGUCAAGACCCAUUCGCGGCAUCACUGAACUUCCCACCCCCAUCAUUCGUGCAGAUGUCAGACAUGGAGAAGAAACAGCAUUUGCUAAUGCAGGAGCAACAGCUUUGGCAGCAAUAUGCGAGGGAUGGGAUGCAAGGCCAAGUCAGCUUGGCCAAGAUUAGUGGUACUGGCUAUGUUGCUGGUCCAGUACCCAUGAUGCCAUAUGGAAUGCCACCGGCGGUCAAUGGUUUGGUUCCCGGCGGGUACUACUAUACACCCUACUGAGAUUGAGAUUUGCUCCCUAUGUAUGAAUUGAUGUGGCAACUCUUUUUGCAUUUUCUUUUUCCUGUUCCUUUCAAUUUAAAUAUGUUUAUUUGUGUAAUUAAUUGUGUGGUGGGAAGGGAGGGAAGACGGGAAAGAAACUAUGUUCAUCUUACCUGGGAUUUUGUUACAGGGGUUGAAUUUGUUGUAUCGAUCAGAAACUUGUUAUUUGUGUUUUUUGAGAUAA